AUGAUGACUGUAAAAUUACAAAAUUACUUCCUUACAUUAUUUAUCAAGUUUACAAUUUCUAGUGCCAUAAGCAUAUUAUCUGGGAGAAAUAUUCUUGAUGAUGACAAUGAAGAUGAACUGUUACCUAUGCCAGAUACGCCUGAUACAAUCGAUCCAAUAAUAAGUGAUCCUGAUGCUGAUCUUAAUCCUGUUACAGAAGAAAUGUUUUCUUCAUGGGCUCUAUUUAUUAUGUUGUUUUUACUAAUAUCAGCCCUAUGGUCUAGUUAUUAUUUGACACAAAGAAAAAUUAGAGCAGUUCAUGAAACAGUUUUAUCUAUCUUUUAUGGGAUGGUGGUUGGUCUCAUUAUUAGAAUGACACCAGGCCACUAUAUUCAGGAUAUUGUCACUUUCAAUUCCUCUUAUUUUUUUAAUGUUUUAUUACCACCUAUUAUUUUAAACUCAGGUUAUGAACUGAAUCAAGUUAAUUUUUUCAGUAAUAUUGUAUCUAUACUCACAUUUGCUAUACCAGGUACAUUUAUAUCUGCAAUGGUUCUGGGUAUCAUAAUAUAUAUAUGGACUGCAUUAGGAUUAGAGAGUGUAAACAUCACUUUGGUCGAUGCAUUAUCUGUAGGUGCUACAUUAUCUGCGACUGAUCCUGUUACCAUUUUGUCCAUUUUUAACGCUUACAAAGUAGACCCUAAACUAUACACAAUUAUAUUUGGAGAAUCUUUAUUAAAUGAUGCCAUCUCCAUUGUUAUGUUUGAGACCUGUCAAAAGUUCCGUGACCAGCCUGCAGGAAUAUCCUCGUUUUUUGCUGGUGUCGGAUUAUUUUUGAUAACUUUCACUGUAUCUUUGAUGAUUGGUGUAUUUAUUGGGGUUUUGAUAGCUUUAAUUUUAAAACAUUCAAAAGUAAGAAGAUACCCACAAAUUGAAAGUUGUAUUAUUCUCUUAAUUGCCUAUGAGUCCUAUUUCUUUUCCAAUGGUUGUCACAUGUCAGGCAUUGUAUCAUUAUUGUUCUGUGGUAUUACAUUAAAGCAUUAUGCCUAUUACAAUAUGUCAAGAAGAACACAGAUUACUAUUAGAUAUAUCUUCCAAGUGUUAGCAAGAUUAUCAGAAAAUUUUAUCUUUAUUUAUCUUGGUUUGGAAUUAUUCACUGAAAUGGAAUUAGUUUAUAAACCACUAUUAAUUAUUGUAACAUCAAUUUCUAUUUGUGUUGCACGCUGGUGUGCAGUUUUUCCAUUGUCUAGAUUCGUUAAUUGGUUGUACAGAAUGAAAACUAUUAGAGCUACCAGAAGAGAGUUAAGAACAAGUCUUGCUAUCCCAGAUGAAAUCCCAUAUAAUUAUCAGAUGAUGACUUUCUGGGCCGGGCUACGUGGUGCCGUCGGCGUUGCUUUGGCACUAGGUAUCCAAGGUGAAUACAAGUUUACUUUUUUGGCCACAGUAUUGGUUGUUGUUGUAUUGACUGUUAUUGUUUUUGGAGGGACUACAGCUAGUAUGUUAGAGAUGAUGAAUAUUAAAACAGGUUGUAUAGAUGAAAAUGAUGAGAGUGAUGACGAAUUUGAUAUUGAGACGACUAGACAAAAUAUACCGUACUACAAUAACAUUAAUAUUGAUAAUAAUCACGGCAAUGAGCGUGGUUUUGUUGAUACUUUCAAUGAUAAUCGGAUAGUAAGACAAUCAUAUUCAGACGAUAAUAUUGAUUCUCCACAGUUUACAGCUACUGAUAAUAGUCUUGCUAAUGAUCAAACAGGUAAUACUUUUAAUAAUUACAGUCAAGAUCCAAUUUUAUUCCCAAGAGAAGUGGAUAAUUUUAAUGUGGAAUCUCAAAUAGAAUUAGAUUCUGCUAAAGGUCAAAGUGGUACUGUCACUCCAAUGAACGGUUCAAGGAUUGAAAGAGAAAAAGAGAAUUUAAAGAAUAAAUUUAAUGGAAUAUUUAAUUCUGACUCUCAAUGGUUCCAAGCACUUGACGAUAAUGUAUUAAAACCAGUGUUCUUAGAUAAUCCUGGAAAUGCACCAAAUCAAAGUAGGUCGAAUACGCCUUCCGUACUUGGAUUUAGAAGAGAUCAACGAUAA
Molecule: messenger RNA, 2052 nt
Organism: Arxiozyma heterogenica
Lineage: Eukaryota; Fungi; Ascomycota; Saccharomycetes; Saccharomycetales; Saccharomycetaceae
Gene: NHX1
Product: bifunctional K:H/Na:H antiporter NHX1
Exons: 1
Coding region: 1-2052 (683 amino acids)
Biological process (GO): vacuolar acidification; proton transmembrane transport; potassium ion transmembrane transport
Cellular component (GO): late endosome; fungal-type vacuole membrane; early endosome
Molecular function (GO): potassium:proton antiporter activity; sodium:proton antiporter activity
Source: RefSeq, a predicted model, not a curated record